Messenger RNA from Varanus komodoensis (Komodo dragon), 1140 nucleotides. It is a transcript of the gene TERF1, whose product is annotated as telomeric repeat binding factor 1. NCBI's taxonomy places the organism in Eukaryota, Metazoa, Chordata, Lepidosauria, Squamata, Varanidae. Gene Ontology annotation, molecular function: protein homodimerization activity; telomeric repeat DNA binding. Gene Ontology annotation, cellular component: nucleus; chromosome, telomeric region. The transcript has 9 exons. Bases 1 to 1140 code for a protein of 379 amino acids. Gene Ontology annotation, biological process: telomere maintenance. The record is from RefSeq and is a predicted model, not a curated record.
AUGGAAACCGAGGGAGGGGGAACGGCUUUCAGGCCGGUUUCUCCCCGCCAGCUCGGUACGGGACCAGCUGAUUCGUCCGGGUGUGGCCCGACCGACGAUAGCUCGCCGGUUCCUUUCGUGGAAGUGGAGGCGGUAGCUACUGAAUGGAUCCUGGAUUUCGCCUGCCGCUGCCUGUGCCACCAUUUUUGCGAGGGCAACCGGCGAGCUUUCGAGAGGAGCCGGGACUUGGCGCUGGCCAUUAUUAAGGGGUCACAGGGAGUAGAACCUCAUCUAGUGAAAACAGUAUGCCUUUGUCAGCUGUUGGCAUGUGUUGCAGAAGGAAAAUCGCUUGAUUCUCAUUAUUUUGAGGGUGACCAAAGAACUUCACCACUGGAAAAUGCUCUGUUGGUUUGGACUUCAUUUCUAAAAUCACAAAGCAAACAAGAUAAGCUGCAUGAAGACAUCAAGAAGUUAAUUCAGAUUCAGGCUGUAGCUGUAUACAUGGAGAAAGGAUGUUUUAAUGAUGUUACAGAUGUCCUAGAAAGAGUGUUUGCAGAUUCACUAUCAAAUGAGGCUUUGCAAAUGAAGCUGACUACAAUAAUAAAGCAAAAAGAUCCAUAUCAUCCAUUCCUCCAAUAUUUCAGUUUCAAUCUCUUGACUAAGAAGAUCAAAACUUUCAUUGGGAUUUUCUUGAAUGAGGAAUAUAAUAAUUUGCUAAUGAAGGAAGCUACAAAAAAGGCAGAACUUAAAAGUUUAGGAAAAAUCCCAUUACAUGUGCAAAAUCACAGUAACACUGCAACAAAUAAAGAAAAUCACCUGGAAAUCACACAGAGAUUACAUAUGCAGGCUUGUUCCUUUAUUGAGCGGUCAUUUUUGACAGAACAGAUUUUCCCAAGAUCAAAAAAUAGAAAAGAAACUGUACUUCAAAGUAAGAAAACUUUGCAGAAUAUUGAAAAUGAUCAACCAAGUGAUGAAUUUCGGUCUGCUGGCCAUAAGAAACAGCGAUGGAGUUGGACAGAAGACCAAAAAUUGAAAAAUGGUGUGCAAAAGUUUGGAAUAGGCAAAUGGAAAAAAAUUCUUGAAAAUUAUGACUUCAAUCAACGGACAAAUGUAAUGUUGAAAGACCGAUGGAGAACUAUGGUCAAAUUAGGCAAAGUUUAA